AUGUUAUCUAAUGCAGUUCGACAGGAGCGUUCAUCUUAAUCUCGUGCGUAGUCAUUGGGUAGUCCAACUGGCCAUCAAGAUCUUCUCCUACUAUAUCAUGCCACUUUGCACUGCUCAGGCCAUGAUCUUCCUUCUUGCGACCUUCUUAGGAUCAAGACCAGGUUCAUCUGAAACCUUACCACGACACUUGAUGGCAGCCGGCUCAUUGGUUGAUGUAGUUUGCUCAACCCUGUCUUCGUUCUGCUGCUCUCCAGCCUUAUGGCUAUUCUAUUGUGGGCACCGUCAACCAGGCCAAAGUUCAGGAACUGCAGAAUCUCGCCAAGCAAUACUUCUUGCGGAACUCCGAAGUCUCGCGGCAUUCUUGUCGAUUGUUAUUCUCCAGUUACCGCGUGGGCUUCUCCUGAUAUUCUGGCCUAAUGAACCACUUGUGGAUGUAAUAUCGGCGGUCACUGGACCGGUGUAUUUCCUGGUGUACUUGCAGCUGGUGGCUCAGUUAUCGCCACUGCAGAGGACUGCAGUACCACCAGGGAACACAACCAGUACCAACAGCAGUACCACCGAGGACGAGGUCAUUAUCAUCUCGUCAAUCGGGGUUUCAACCUCCGCUCAAACCGAGGCUUCAGACAGGAAUGAUCCACGCCCGUCUUAAAGAUGGGCUUUCAUUCCAACUUCCAAAUCCCCCAUCAGUGCGGAUAAGAGUAUCGUAAAAUCUCGCAGCAACACGGUAAAGACAACGGAGGGAGUGGCAUGCAUCUUCCACUAGCUAUUUAUGCCGUGUCCCCCAUCAAAUGGUCAAUGUCUUUGCGAACUCCAACGAUUGCUCUUCCUUUGCUUCCGCCUGAGUGUAUUUCCGGGAUAAUUUAUUUCCA
Cantharellus anzutake is the source of this 869-nucleotide messenger RNA. RefSeq lists its product as uncharacterized. The record is from RefSeq and is a predicted model, not a curated record. The coding region runs from base 11 to 649 and encodes 212 amino acids. NCBI's taxonomy places the organism in Eukaryota, Fungi, Basidiomycota, Agaricomycetes, Cantharellales, Hydnaceae. The transcript is spliced from 9 exons.